UUACCGGCGUCUGAGGCUGGUCAUAUUGCGAGAAGCGGCUGGAAAGGACGGUUAUGACCGGCGGCGCCCGACGCUCACUGGCUUCUCCGGUGGUGAGCGGCGUCCUCUGUCAGUGCGGCGGCGGAGCAGGAGCAGCCACGGCGUCUGCUACGAAUGAGGGAAUCCCCGGCGCUUCCUCGCAGGCGGAGCCCGAGCGGCGCCUUCGGAGCCUCUUCUUGCAGCUCGACGUCAACCGCGACGGCGCCCUUUGCGUCCACGACUUGGCCGUCGGCCUGGAGCGCCUCGGACUCCACCGCUCCGAGAGGGACCUCCGGAAAAUUGUAAAAGCCGGGGAUAAAGACCUGGAUGGCCAGCUGGAUUUUGAAGAGUUCGUUCACUAUCUCCAAGACCAUGAAAAGAAGCUGAGGCUGGUUUUCAAGAGCUUAGACAAGAAGAAUGAUGGCUGCAUUGAUGCCCAAGAGAUUAUGCAGUCCCUUCGAGAUCUGGGAGUCAAGAUCUCCGAACAGCAAGCGGAAAAAAUUCUCAAGAGAAUAAGGAAGGGGCACUUCUGGGGUCCUGUCACCUACAUGGAUAAAAAUGGGACUAUGACAAUAGACUGGAACGAAUGGCGUGACUAUCACCUAUUGCACCCUGUGGAGAACAUUCCAGAGAUUAUCCUGUACUGGAAGCACUCAACGAUUUUUGAUGUGGGAGAGAAUCUGACAGUACCAGAUGAGUUCACAGUGGAAGAGAGGCAGACUGGGAUGUGGUGGCGACACCUGGUUGCAGGUGGAGGUGCCGGAGCGGUGUCGAGAACAUGUACUGCUCCCUUGGACCGCCUGAAAGUGCUCAUGCAGGUCCAUGCUUCUCGCACUAACAACAUGUGCAUCGUUGGAGGCUUUACCCAGAUGAUCAGAGAGGGAGGGCCACGGUCGCUUUGGCGAGGGAAUGGCAUCAAUGUCUUGAAGAUUGCCCCAGAGUCUGCUAUCAAGUUCAUGGCCUAUGAGCAGAUCAAACGCUUCAUAGGCACUGAUCAGGAGGUGCUGAGGAUUCAUGAGAGGCUGGUUGCGGGUUCAUUGGCAGGAGCCAUUGCACAGAGCAGCAUCUACCCCAUGGAAGUUCUGAAAACACGGAUGGCCUUGCGCAAGACGGGACAAUACCAGGGGAUGCUGGACUGUGCCAAAAACAUCCUUGCCAAAGAAGGCAUGGGUGCUUUCUACAAAGGAUACAUCCCCAAUAUGUUGGGGAUCAUUCCUUAUGCUGGAAUCGACCUGGCCGUAUAUGAGACAUUAAAGAACAGCUGGCUGCAACGUUACGCUGUGAACAGCGCUGACCCUGGCGUCUUUGUUCUGUUGGCCUGUGGUACCAUCUCCAGCACCUGCGGGCAGUUGGCCAGUUACCCUCUCGCCCUGGUACGGACCCGAAUGCAAGCUCAAGCUUCAAUCGAAGGUGCGCCGGAGGUCACCAUGACAGGCCUCUUCAAGCAUAUCCUGAAGACGGAGGGUGCCUUUGGUCUCUACAGGGGCUUGGCUCCCAAUUUCAUGAAGGUCAUCCCAGCUGUGAGCAUCAGCUACGUGGUCUAUGAGAACCUGAAGAUGACUUUGGGGGUACAGUCUCGGUGACCACACGGGGUCUGGACUGUGUUGGACUCUAGCAAAAUCUUGGGGCCAGGAUCCCAAGGUGUUGGGCCAUUCUCAUUCUGUGAAUGUGUUGAUGGACACGAAGCUGCUCAAGCCAAGCUGUGAGAAAUCCCAGGCGGUGUGUGUGGCGGGAUAGGCUGCAGGAGGCCUUGGGCCUGUUUUGAUGUAUUGUUGCUGUUAUAUUGAAAGAGUUACAUGUUUCAACAAUCACCCUGCAUGAAAGGGACCAAUCUGGGAAUUCAAGGGAAACAUCUUGAACUGGCGGUGCUAGCCUAGCUCCUAGCAUAGCUGAGGAGGGGUCAAUGAGACCCUCCUUUUCCGAGUCUCUUGCAUGGACUCAGAGCUGGAGAAUGUAUCAUCUUCCAACUGGCUUGAAAGAGCUCUUUUCUGUUGAGUUGGGUUAACUCCUUUUACCCAUGGCUUUAGACCUCCAAAAGACCUGCCCUGGGUAGGAAAGGCUGUUGGGCCAAAAACAUAUUGCUGUUUACAUGCAUUCCUUUGGGCAGGAGCAAUUUAUGUCCGACUUCACAUUUCUGACACUGCAAUGUAACUUUAUAAAAACAAAACCAAGGCUGGAGGGCAAAGCCAACUUGAGGCUCGCCCAGGCAGAGUUGGCAGGUUUUAUUUUUGUUUAAAACUUUAUGUAGGUGUGACUGAGUGUAUGUCCUUCUAAAAUUGCUAACAAGAUGCACUUAUUAAUAGCAGCAGCCUUGAUCCUGCAUGUCUGUCUUUGCAUGUCAGAGAGGCUUAUGGCUUCAGUGAGGAAAAGCCUGGGAGGAUUUUAGGCAACCGUGGCACAUUGGGUAUGGCUUCACAGAAGACCCAGGUAGCUCUGUUGGCACUUGACCCAUCAUUGCAUCUGGGUCUGACAUACAAACAGUGGCAGCAAUAGCAGCUGACAGAAACCAUCAUUGUAGCAUUGGGGUGAAUGGAUGGGAGAUGUGUGGUGCUUUGAAUGCAGGACUGCCAGUUGCCAAGGGGAUCAAUCCCCUCUCCCUGAACCUCUGAGCCUUGGCUGCUAAAUCUCUCUCUUCACAGGUGGAUGGUUGGAAUUUGCAUGUAGAGUGAGGUGAUGUACCUGGACUUUGCAGGGUAGAUAGGAAGUAGGUUUGCCUGUGGGAACUGGAUGGGCUUAAACUGACGGUGAAAAAGCUGUAGCUUUUGUUUUGGGGCUGGAAAGUGGGGCCCAAGUGAGGAAGAUGUUCCCUCCCCUUCCCCUUUUUGCAAGGUGCUUUUCUUAGGGUGAAGGGAAGGUUGUUGCUGUCAUAUCUCUGACUGUACCAAGGGCUCCGGGAGUCCUCGCCUGACUUAGCGGGGCCAGCAUUGCAUUCCAUUGUUGUUUUUACUGCUUCAAGCAUAUUUAUUUUGUAUUUAUUUGAAGGCAAGAGUGAUGCUCGAAAGUUAUUUUUUUAUAGUUCUUGUGUAAAGGAUAGACGCCGUGUCCUUGGCAUUCUGUAUUUUUGUAGACGUUCUUGUAUUUAUGUUCUCUUUUUUUAAAAACAAAAAUCAUUUUGCACGUUUUAAACAUGGCCUCCCUGAAUCAUCGGGGCGGACGACCCCACGCCACCUCCCUCCAUGACCUCUGCCACCUGCCUUGCUUCUGGGGUUGACUGAGAGAAGUCCUGGUCGGUCGGGUUUGGGUUGGAAUGAGAGUCUGUUGUUUCCGAGGCUUGCCUUAAUGUGGAUUUGCCUCACGUUUUCGGCUUCUGUUUUUUGGAUGGGCGCUGAUGGAUGAACCACAAAGCUGGACUUUUUCUUUUUUUUAAUGUCAAUUUUACUGCAAUGGUUAAAAUAAUGAGAAGGGCUGAUUGGACGUGGGAGGGAAAAGUAAUAAUAAUAAUAAAUCUCAGGGAGACACAGAUCACAAGAUGCCAGUUUUCCUGACACCUGGAAGGGAAUUUGCACUUGGAGUGGAGGCGUUGCGGUUUUCUGUGCAAACCGAAUGGGGGCUGGGUGCAUGUGGGGGAGAAAUGAGAUGGAGGAAAAGCUGUCAGCCUGAAAAGCCAUGGCCUUUCAGGCUGCUCUAUGCAUUGGGAGGCUUGCAUGGCACAGGGCAGCUUUGGUUUUGAGUCUUCCUCCUCUCCAUCGGGCCUUUUGGCCUUUUGCAGGGCCCAUCCAUUGCUGCUUGGGAAAUAGCUGCAUGCUUGUCUUGAGCUCCUACCUGGAUCAGUGAUUCCACUUUUCCCCCUCCUUGAGUGGUUUAUUUUUUUGUGAGUCACUGUACCGCAGCACCUCCUUCCUACCGUUUGUGGCCUGAAGAGGGGAUUCGGAACAGAUAAAUCAAUGCAAAAUUAACUUUGUCUUUGUAGCUGUAACCCGGAUUUAUGAAGAGCGAAUCUAACAAAACAAGGAAGCCCUUGCUGGUUAGGGAACAGUUCGCUAAUAAAGGUUUAUCAUGCCGAC
Molecule: messenger RNA, 4022 nt
Organism: Sceloporus undulatus (fence lizard)
Lineage: Eukaryota; Metazoa; Chordata; Lepidosauria; Squamata; Phrynosomatidae
Gene: SLC25A25
Product: solute carrier family 25 member 25
Exons: 11
Coding region: 54-1601 (515 amino acids)
Biological process (GO): transmembrane transport
Cellular component (GO): mitochondrial inner membrane
Molecular function (GO): calcium ion binding; ATP transmembrane transporter activity
Source: RefSeq, a predicted model, not a curated record